CAGGGACCAUUUUGAUCCAUGUUUCUGAGGCACGUUGGGCGGUCCAAGGCGACCGCGGCGGCGGCGGCGGCGUCUCUAGGUCUUCUCUGUGGGGUAGCGACCUCCGCACCUGCCUCGUACAACAAGGAUUCCUUGACGACGAAGCGAUGGCACUUUUACAAGGGCAAGAUGCAUCCCAACGUCGGCAAGACCGUCAAGUUGUUCAAAUGCGACGACACACCGAUUGCCGACGAAAUUGCGUCCUACCUUGGCAUUCAGCUCAGCGAUAUGACUGUGUCUCGGUUCGCCGACGGGGAAACGUCCAUUCAUGUUAACGAAAACGUACGCGGUCAGCGGGUGUACAUCGUGAGCUCGACGAUCACAGUGGACCGGAUCAUGGAACUCCUGCUCAGCAUUGCCGCGAUGCGCCGUGCGUCGGCCAAAUCCAUUGUCGCCGUCAUUCCCUUCUACGGGUACGCUCGACAAGACAUGGUGUCGAAGGGCCGGGGGCCGAUCUCGGCCGCCGACGUCGCCCGCAUGCUCGAAGAAAUGGGAGUCGACCACGUUGUCACUGUCGAUCUACACAGCUCGCAGAUCGAAGGGUUCUUCAAGCCCGAGAUUCCUGUGGAUAACCUGAACGCGGCCCCAGUCGGGUCGGUCUUUUUCAGUGAGCAGGGCAUCAAACACCCGUGCGUGGUUGCCCCGCAUGCGUCGGCAGUCCGUCGAUCCCUUCUCUUCCGCGAUACGUUGCAGCGCACCUACGACACGCCGCUGCCGAUGGCCAUCGUCGUGAAGAAGCAUAUCUUGGACCGGUCGACUCCUGGGGAAUUGGUCGGUGAAGUCGAAGGCAAGGACUGCAUUGUAGUCGACAAUCUCGUGGACACGGGGUCGACAUUGAUUGAAGUGGCCAAGCUAUUGAAGAGCCAUGGAGCGGCGACUGUGAGCGCCUUUUGCGUCCACGGCCGCUUUUCUGCGAAUGCGAUCACCACGUUGAACGAAUGCAAGGACCUCGACUUAGUCGUGACCACCAACACGAUUGCAUGCUCAUCGACCGUCGAAGCGGAGAAAUCGUCCAAGAUCGUCACGCUCAGCGUCGCGCCGUUCCUCGCCGAAGCCAUCUCGUGCAUCCACAUGAAGGGCUCGAUGUCCCAAAAGUUUGCCCUGUCCGCGUCGUAGUUGUAUAAUGACCAAUCUGCUUGCGAUCCCGAUGUUUUGAUUGGCUGAAUAUGAUUUAUUUUAAGCCACAUUUAUCUCGAAUUUUUGAUCUUAG
Molecule: messenger RNA, 1249 nt
Organism: Aphanomyces invadans
Lineage: Eukaryota; Oomycota; Saprolegniomycetes; Saprolegniales; Verrucalvaceae
Exons: 4
Coding region: 19-1155 (378 amino acids)
Biological process (GO): 5-phosphoribose 1-diphosphate biosynthetic process; purine nucleotide biosynthetic process
Cellular component (GO): ribose phosphate diphosphokinase complex; cytoplasm
Molecular function (GO): ribose phosphate diphosphokinase activity; magnesium ion binding
Source: RefSeq, a predicted model, not a curated record